This is a messenger RNA of Pyricularia pennisetigena, 3530 nucleotides long. RefSeq lists its product as uncharacterized. Gene Ontology annotation, cellular component: cytosol; nucleus. Bases 88 to 2544 code for a protein of 818 amino acids. The transcript has 10 exons. The record is from RefSeq and is a predicted model, not a curated record. Gene Ontology annotation, biological process: protein deubiquitination. Lineage: Eukaryota; Fungi; Ascomycota; Sordariomycetes; Magnaporthales; Pyriculariaceae.
CCAAUCCCAGACAUCCCAGCGCUGCACCUGGAUCUCUCGAGAGCAGGAACACCUUUAGCAGGCCUGUUGCACACCCGCGAUGCGAACAUGGCCGAAGAGGAAAACCUGCAGACCGUCUGUGACUUUACCGGCAGCUCGGACACGGAGCUUAUGCGCCGUGCCUUGAGGGCUAAGAACAACGAUGUGCAAGCCGUCAUCAGCGAAUACUUUGAGAGCACGGAAAAGUUCGUCGACCGAUACUCGUAUUCCGAGGCACCAUUCCAGGCCGACCGCAAUGGCUCCUACAACCAAGAUGGCAACUUUAUGGCCCCGACAUUCAUGAUACAAGGCCCAGACGAUGGGGGUGCGGUACUUCAUGGCGUGCCACCCAGUGUUCCGCCGUCGCGGCCGCCAUCCCGAUCAGACAACAGGUCUCCUAUGAGCAGGAUGAUGAACUGGGCGUCAGAAAACGCAGGCGCACCCACCACUCGAGCACAAGAGGAUGCCGACUACCAACGUGCCCUGGCAGAGUCCAGGGCAUCAUCCGGUUUGGAAGCCGCGCCACAGGAGAGCGGGGUGGUGGGUUCAAACGGGCAGGAUGUCUACCAGCCUUUCUUCGGACCGGCCGUGCGGGACAAUUACGAGCAGUCGCAGUGGGCUAUGGUCCCCGUCGCACAGGAAAAGCCAGAUCCCCUACCAGCAGAGCGAAAGAGGAACCAAGGAAUUCCCCCGUUUCUCAGGUGUCGCAGGACGGGAUCUCCGAGCGAGCAGCACCGACUUGGCGCCCUGUUGACAAUAUUACAUCAGAUACCAGCAGCGCGCAACUUUUUUCUCGAGCUUGAGGCCAACACGGGAACUUAUGGAAUCAACAACCAGUGGUGGAAGGGCGAGGCAAUCCCGCCUCCUCCACGAGAGGACCAACAGGAGGCCAUUCCCGACGACGGAGGCUGGCAUGAAUAUAAGUCGGAAGGCCCCCCGGCGGGUCUGGUGGAGGAGUUGCACCGCUUGAUGGCAUUCCUCGACAUAACGGAUCGCAGCUACGGACAGGCCGAUGUGCUAGCAGACCUUGUCCGGGCCUCGACUUACCAGAGCAACAGUGCCGUGGAGUUGAAGCUGUUUGAAAUAAUGCAGGAAUCUAUCAACAUUCCUAGCCGUGUCGUCAGAAACGUGUUUUGGAGCAUAGAGACGUAUCGAUUCGCGGUGCCGGUCCAGGAACACGUCUGCGACGAGGCAUUUACUUUCGGUAUCAUUGAUCUUAACCUAUCGAGUGCCGCCUACGCCAAGAUGGAGAGUCUUUACGACGCCUGGGACGAGCUAUUGUGGAUCGAUGCUCAUAGUACUGAGAACGAAGAAUCUCUCCGAACGGCUGCCGUUACCAAACCUGGAGACGUGUUGGCCAUGAACUUUAGCGGCGAGGGCGAACUGUCACCAUCAAGACCUGUCGACAUACCGGCCGUUUUCUACGUCGAUCGAUAUUUGGCGGAGAACGUCGAAGGACACUCGAUGGAGCAACAGCUGCGGAUCAGGCAACAGAGGCGGGUACUGGCAGAGCUUGAGGAGCGGGAGAGGUUGGAGACGCAGUGGUGGAACCCCAGGGACAUGACCUGGAAGGACAGGAUAGCGCUCAGCGAGAAGGUGGUUGAAGACCGGGUCGAGAAGGAGAAGUCUUUAAAGUUCAAGGUGCUCCGCCGAAGGUGGUUUGAGUGUGUCGACACGCCUGACUAUUUUCAUUUUAUCCCAGGUUGGAUGGAUGACAAGCUCGCCUUCUCCGAUGCAGAGAGGGCAAAGCUCAAGCAGUGGCAGCGGGACCGACAGUUCCACGAGGCAGUUAUUGCAGAUAUCAAGAACAAGAAACAGGGUGAGAAGAAUGACACGUUCAUGGCGCAAUACGCAAGGAUUCGGAGCGAGGCAAAUGCCGAGAUCAAACGCUGGACCCAGAGAUUCAGUGUCCCCUGCCCCGAGGACAACUGGAACCCGGUGCAUACGUAUCACCUCCGCGGAGUCGCGACAUCGCCCAACACGAUGUAUUUGGCACAGCGUGCGGAGCCGGAUCUUAUCGAGAUGGAGGGCAACCCGACACCGACAGAUCAAUGGUGGAAGUUGUCAUAUGUCGCCGAGGACCGGGAGAAUCCGCUCAAGAUCGCAACCUCGUCGAUUGAUGAGGCACGCAAGGCGGCCUACACGGAAAGCACACGGCCGAUUUUGGUUUACGCCAACGACUCGGCCUUGGAAACGAUGCCCAAGCAGUUGUCAGAGGCAUUGCGAACGUUUGUCAAGUUUGACAAUAGAGUGUUUAAGCAGGAGCUGAUCGAGCAGACGCCGGACGCAGUGAUGAGGUCACCGCCUGCGCUGCCAGCGAGGAGCAACACGCCUUUACAACAACAGCCGCCGCCGUCUCUGGUGUCUUUCUCGACAGAAUCAGUUCCGGGAACCAACAGCAGAGCUAUUCAAACCAGCAGCGCAGAAGUGUUUCCGGGCCGCACCGACGGAGCUGGCGACCAGCCCGCGGUUGAAAUGACAGAGGUCAGGAUGGUGGAACAGCUGGACCAGCGGGAGUCAAAUUAGUCGCUGUUCCUGAAAACCCCCCCNNCCCCCCCCCAGAUAUGACUGAAAAGCGCGCGCUGGUUACUGGCGCCACCGGGCUCCUCGGACGUGAGGUUGUCAGGGCAUUCCAACUCAAGCAGGGCUGGGCCGUGACGGGGACGGCCUUUUCUCGCGCUGAUGGCGUGUCCACGCUGAAGGCUGACCUGGCUAAUGAGGCCGAAGUUGAGAAAGUGCUUGAUCAGGUCAAGCCUCAUGUGGUUGUGCAUUGCGCCGCCAACAGAUUCCCCGACAAGGUGGACCAGGACCCAGAGGGCACGAGACGUCUCAACGUUGCCGCGACGGCGUCGCUGGCUCGUCUCUGCGCGGCCAGGGACGUGGUGCUCAUCUACAUCUCCACCGACUAUGUCUUCUCUGGCCGGCCCGGUGAGGCUCCGUACGCGGCCGGAGCGGCGACGGGUCCCACCAACCUGUACGGCCAGACCAAACUCGAUGGCGAAAAGGCCGUUCUCGAGGAGAUGGCGGCCAAGGGGCGUGGUGUGGUCUUGAGGGUGCCGGUGCUGUACGGACACGCCGAGACCCCCGGGGAGAGCGCGGUCAACGUCCUCAUGGACGUGGUCUGGAAGGCCCAGGAAUCCGAGACCAAGAUCAAGAUGGACCACUGGGCUAUUAGGUACCCAACCAAUACCGAGGAUGUCGGGCGGGUCUGUGCUGACGUCGCGGAGAAAUACGUCGACGCCCAAGACGCAAAGUCGCUGCCGACGGUGCUUCAGUUCUCGAGCGAGGACAAGCUCACCAAAUACGAGAUUUGCCAGGUGUUUGGGGAGAUCAUGGGUCUCGGCAUCGAGGGGAUCGAGGCAAACACGCAGGGCAACGAUCCUAACGCGUCGGUCCAGAGGCCUUAUGACUGCCAUCUCAGCACAAAGGAGCUCAAGGAUCUGGGUAUUGACGUGUCGACUCAGGACUUUCGCGACUGGUGGAGGCGCGAGGUGAGGGCCUUUAGAAAGUGA